Messenger RNA from Purpureocillium takamizusanense, 1890 nucleotides. RefSeq lists its product as uncharacterized. The transcript has a single exon. The record is from RefSeq and is a predicted model, not a curated record. Lineage: Eukaryota; Fungi; Ascomycota; Sordariomycetes; Hypocreales; Ophiocordycipitaceae. Bases 558 to 1658 code for a protein of 366 amino acids. Gene Ontology annotation, biological process: lipid metabolic process. Gene Ontology annotation, molecular function: phosphoric diester hydrolase activity.
GACCCCCAGCCAGAUCUCGCACCUCCCGUCUUCCCCCCUCUAACAGCCACCAACAAUCAACAGCCACAAUGCCGCUCGCACGCAAACAUGGAACGCGCGGUGGCGCCCCGCGCCGGCACGUCAGGCGGGGUGGUGUGUGGGUUAGUACGAGGGGCCGCCACUCGCCAGUCGGCCGUCUAUCGGACCCUGCAGGCAGGAUGAUCCCUAUCCUCAUCCUCGCUCUAGUUACUGCCUCACUCUCCAUCCCACCACCCACUUGAAUCAACUCGCCGGCCGAGACCAGACCAAAAACGGUACACGGGGCGAGACGAUAACCCACGCGCGCUGGCGAUGAGACUCUGAGAACGCAGCGCGACGCAACGCAGCAGCCGGAAGACCUGCCCGCUCGAACCUAGGCUCGGCCGCCGCCGCAGGGGAGAGUGAGGGUUGAGGUUGCAGCAGAGGCGGCGGCGGCGCUGCGUGCCAGUGGCGUGUGACACGUCUCUCUCUGUGUCUGUCUGUGUUAUGUGUGUGUGGGUGUGCCAGGCGCACACGGCACACACGCACAAAAGCAGGAGAUGCUGCUGCCGCUCCGCCAUGUCCUGGCGGCCUCGUCCCUCGUCGCCUCUCCGUGCCUCCCGCGGGUCACGCUCGCCGGCUUCAAGAUGCAGCUCUCGCGCCUCCUCGGGCUCGAGGCCCUCGCCGCCACGCAAGUCCUCGCCGCCGCCACCGCUAACACCGUCAACACAACCACCGCUGCCGCCACGACGGCGUGCAACGGGCACGGCGAGCUCUGCGGACGGCGCUACUCGGACGUGACGGUCAUCGGCUCGCACAACAGCGCCUUCGUCGGCGACUCGCCCGCGCACAAUCAGUACGUGUCGGUGACGCGGCAGCUGGACCUGGGCGUGCGCUUCCUCCAGGCGCAGACGCAGGACAAGGGCGGCGUCAUCGAGCUGUGCCACACGUACUGCUGGGAGCUCGACGCGGGGCCCCUGACGGCGUACCUGCGCGAGGUGGCCGCCUGGCUCGCCGCGCACCCGGACGAGGUGCUGACGCUGCUUCUGACCAACAUUGACGCCAUCCCCGUCGACAAGUUCGACGCCGCCUUUGACUCGGCGGGGCUGCGGCAGCACGUCUUCCGGCCGGCCUCGGGGCGCCUGGCCAAGGACCAGUGGCCGACGCUGGCAGAGCUCAUCGGCGCGGGCACGCGGCUCGUCGUCUUCAUGGACUACCACGCGGACCCGUCCAAGGUGGACUAUGUGAUGAGCGAGUUCGACUACUUCUGGGAGACGCCCUACGGCGUCACGGACAAGGCGUUCCCGACGUGCGCCGUCGACCGGCCCGGCGGGGGCGACCCCCAGAAGCUCAUGGGCAUCAUGAACCACAUGCUCAACUUCAAGAUUGGCGACAUUGUGUUCCCGGACCAGCUCGACGCGCCGCGCACCAACUCGCUCGACUCAAUCCGGAAGCAGGUCGACCUGUGCAAGGGCCAGGGCAGGCCGCAGCCCAAUGUGAUUUUGGUGAGUUUGAGGACCCUGUUUUUGCUGCUUUCUUUCUUGCACGGAUGGCGUUUGGGGCCUCGAGAUCUCACGUGUGACUUUUCGUUGACUGACGUGCGCGCUGCUAGCUGGACUGGGUCAAUAUUGGCGAGGCGCAAAAGGCGCAGCUGGUGUUGAAUGGAUUGGCGUGAAGCCACGGGCGUCUAUGAAUUACGCGAUGGAUAUGAGCCAUGGUUGUUCUGGAGUAUGGAACUGUUGGUGUUUGGUUGUUGGGUCUGCCGUCCAUCUCUGGUUAUCUAUAGUAUAUACUGUAUAAGAGCCGGCCAGACGUUCAAGGUACGCCCGGCAGACAGCAUGAAAGUCAAUGCCUGCGGGUCGGGACUUUGAAAUAAAGAAUCUCUUGGCAAGG